AUGGCGUCUUUAGCUGAGCAACUGCGUGCGUUAUCGAAUCCAGAACCAAGUCGUAUCGAUUUGGAUGAAGACGAAUUUGAUGUCACAAGAGCACAAACAAUCAAAAAGGCGAUCGACAGCGAAGACUUUGAAGAUCAAGAAGCCCCGGUCGUUAAUAAUUUACGUAAGAAAACAGCCACUUUGUUACAAGAUGUCGACAAGAAGUAUGCUGGGCACAAGAUUUCACGAGCUCAACUUGAAGCCUCACGAGGACACGACGCUGGUUCAGACGAAGAGGAGGAACAUGACGAAGAAGAGGAAUCGGAGAGUGACUCUGCAGGUAAUAAAAAAAACUCUCUGUGGAAGCCACUGUAGUGAAAAUUUAAUCUCGUGUGGACGUCUCGUGCUACGUUGUAGCUUAAAUGAGCACGUGCAUACAUAACUCCGUGCAUAAUAAUCAUGUUGGCUCCAGUUCAGACGGUGUAUUUUACAUUAAAUGAAAGGGAAGCAUAUAAAUAAGGUUAUAUUUGUAAUGUAGCCGAGAACUUAAAGGUGGUAACUAGGUAAGCGGCACGAAACACAAGGGUAUGGCUCUUCAUACAUCUCGUGCGGGUUAUUAGGGUGGUAAGCUUGUAGAAAGUGUGGUCUAUUUGGGUAAAAAGCGCCUUAAACACAAAGGUUUAUUCUUUAACAUUAAAUUGGUUAAUAUUUGCAUAGUGGUCUACAAGAUACAAUUUGAAAGAUUUCUUUAUUUAAAUAUAAUAUCCUUGUUUAUAAUUAGAUUAUUUGAAUGGAGCUGGAAAAUCAGAAGAUGAUGAUGAUAUCAACAGUAAGGAAGAUAAUACUGAUGGAAGUGAAAAUGAAGUGGAAGGUGUUACUUUUUCUGAUGAUAAUGAUGAUGAAAAUGUUGAUAAUGAUGAAGAAGACAGCCUACAUUCAGGAACUGAAAAUGAAAGUGAGGAAGAAUUCGCCAGUGCGGGUGAGGAUUCAGACGUAAAUGGAGAUGUUGGUAAAAGUGAUGAUGAUAUUGAAGAAGAUGAAGACAUGGGUAAUAAUACCAUUCAACAGUUUUCCUCAACAAGUCUGAAAGAAGACAUUGAGAAAGGAAUUGCUGCAAAGCAUCAGCUCAGUAAGUUAAAAAAUUGUUAGGGAAAGUAACUGGUUUGGAACCCAACAGAUUUCUUGUUAUAGGGUUUUAUGACCUUUUUCAGACCUCACCCUGCACAAUAUACAGAGGCAUUCUAAUCAUGUUGAGCUAAAUUUCUUUUAAAAACUUAUUCCUAUUAAUUUAUCCAAGGUAAAAGUGAAGAACAGUUCCCAAAAGAUACUGUCCACCAACUGGCGACCAACAGUUGGCCAACAGUUGGCAGACAGACUUUCCCAAAUUGGUUCAAUCUCAUUUAUCCGCCAUAUUGAAAAGUUUUUCCAGUUCCCAAUCUCCUAAAUGCACUGCCUCUGAAACCCUUUAAAGAAAAUCUUUAUUUGGUUAGAACUAUUUGACCUGUUGGUUCAUUCACUUGCAAAAUGUAGAAAAGGAGCCGUUUUGUGUAUAAACAAGGAUAUAGGAAAUAGUUAUUUUGGUACUUACAGUCAGGAGAUGGGUUAAACAAGCUUAUUUUACCAUUCAAACAGAAUCAAGUAGAUAGGUACAAACAAUGCAAUCAAUAUUUUCCUAUUUACUGUUUCAACUGGAAAAGUUUUGACUCUGUUUUCAGUCAAUUUUUGGUCUACUUAACUAUUACCUUUAUCCAAUCCCAAGUUUGAACACACAGUUACCUUAAAGGAAUGUUUAUUGUCAAGAAAUUUCCAGUUUAAACUGCACUACUGUUGUAUAUUUUUUAGCUUUUCUACCCAUUCAAGCCAAGAUUUUAGUCAUUACCUGUACACUUACAUGUUCAUUUUGUGUAGAUUUUUUCCAGAUGAACAUUGUACUCUGCUUGACCUUGAGAAGGAUUUAAGCUUAGGUUGUGCAAUUUUUAGUCAGAAAAAUGUGUUUAUUCUCACCAUGAAGACCUGUAAACAGUUGCAUAAAUGCACAUUUGCAUUAGUGGACUGGUAGCAUAGAUGUGAUCAUACUUAAGUUCACCACUUUUUUCUCUCUGAUUUGUCUCAUUUUUUUUUCAAUUGUGGACCUCUAGGAAUCAUGUACCAAACAUCAUUGUGUUGAUUUUUAUCAUCAUGACUGUAGCUUUAACCAGUGUACACCACUCCUCUCUUUUCUGUCACUCACAGUACAUGUACACACACAGCUGUUUAAUCUCUUAUUGUGAGCUGAAAGAACUUGUGCCUUUUUUCGGUAGGUUUGUGGGAUAGUUUCCUUGAGAUGCGUAUUCGACUACAGAAAGCUCUUUUGAUUGCCAACAGACUUCCACAGCAUGACCAGCAUGCAUCCUUAAAUUUCUCUGGAGACAAGAACCUAAAAGAAACCUAUAAAGAAGGUAAACAAAUACUGUUCUGUUCUCUUGUACUGUCCUACUGUACAUGUGGUACCCUGCUCCCUUGUGCUGUCACCGCUGUGUCUGUGGGAUAGUAGAACAGGGUAAUUUGGUAUCAUCAACUGAGUUGAUAACAUGAAUUGGUCAGAGUAAAGAGUUUCAAAGCUGACAUGUUGAUCCUUUCAUCGAGAGCAAAUGGAGGAAAUGUGGGUUGUGUGAGUGUUUAUAUGCAGAAAGUGGAGCUAUGCUAUUGGUGGGAACAUGGUGAUGAGAAAACAAGAAUAAAUUAGUUGAAUGUAAAGUGUUUGUUGAUGCUGUGGAGAUUAAGAGUGGUGAUUUGAAAGAUAAAUUUUGUUCUAGAGUUUCGCAGCUUUCCAAACUGCCUUGAUGUAGGGAAAGGCAGUAAUCCACCAUAUGUUGCUUAGAAUGAUUAGGGAGAUUAUGGAGUCUAGAAACUGGUCUGGAUGCAUCCUUCUCAUUUCUUUCUGCAUGAUGAAGGUGUUCUUGGAAUCGAUCAGGAGGAUUACUAAUGAGCUUUUUAGUGUCAAAGGGUUAACCUACCACAACAUACUUGAUAUCAGUUCUUUAACAUCAUUCUGCAGUUGGUACAUUUUCAGGCAAUGCACUUGUUGCUAUAGUAAUCAGUACACUACAGGAGCCAUACAAUAACCUACUUGAUUUGUUCUUUUAUUUACAGGGAGAAAAUCAGUGGCAAAACUUCUUGGAAAUCUUCUGUGGAUACAGGAAAAGCUACUGGACCAAAAUCCAGACACAAAGGACAUUUUAUACUCAGGAAAGGAGUCAAGCAAAAGCGCUGGUCAAAGCAGUGAUGAGGAUGAGGAAAUACCCAGUGAUACAGAAGAUGAGAAGAGUGAUAAUGAUGAUGAGAGGAGUGAUAAUGAUGAUGAGAAGAGUAAUAAUGAAGAUGAUGAGGAUGAUAAUGCUAGCAACAAAGAUCAAUUAAAUGGUAAACAAACAGAAGGAAGCCUGAAGCUUCCAGCAAAAAGGAAACAUGAGUUGGUAAGGUCAUUAUUUUAAAAGCAUGUUUACUGCACCACCUGCACAUGUAUCACCCACAAAGUUGUGCAUCAUUAUUUUUAGCUCCCCUAGCAAAACUUCAAUGAAAACCUUGUACACCGUCAUACACUCCCUCCCAGCCUAAUGCUUAUGAAUGUGGAAAAUAAAACCUGCAGAGAUGAACAGAAAAUAAAGCAAAGCAAAGUAAUGCUUAUACUGUUGUCUGCUCAUUACUGUAUACAACGUAGGUCACUGUUGUGUUGCAUUGUAGUGUACAUAUAUACGAACUCAAGAAAGAAAUUUCAGCUUUUAUGUCACUAUCCUACUUGUAUAUUAAGGAAUUUCUCUGAAUUUCAGGUUAUGAGAAGAAUUUCCAAAUUAAGUCUUGAAAAGUUUUUCCUCUCUGGGAUUUCAAUUUCAGUGUUGGAAAGUAAUUUUGGAUACAUUGAGAGCAUGAUUUACAUGUACAUAUAUGUAUAAAUGCCUUGUAGUGUGAAACAAUUUCAGGUUAACAUGAUUUCAUGCUGUUUGAUUUCUGCAUAUAAUUUUCUUAGCAUAAUGAGUACGAUCAUAUGCAAUGUUCCGGGAAUCAUGGGAAAAACAAACUACAGACUGUUACUCAUUUUUACCUGAAUUUUUCUUUCUCAAUAAACAUUGAUUUGGGAGUUUAAGUGUUAUGAUUUAGAUGUAGGUGCCUAAUUUGUUUUCUUUACAUCCCCAGUCAACAUCAGAAUAUGCAGAAUGUAUUUGUAAGCGGCAUGCUGCCUUUAAGGAUUUCAGAGACUCUACAAUAUCAAAAUGGAGUGAGAAAACUCGACUGGCUUCUGGAAAAAUUAACAGCAAGGUACGUGUUACCAUAUUUUCAUUACAGUUACAAUAAUUUAUUUAUUAUUUACAAAUACGUUAACAUUAUGGUUGAGUCUGAGGAAAGAGUAUUUUAUGAGAGAGUGGGGUUUUUUUUUUUUUCAAUAUUUUAUAACCCAUUUACAGAAUUGGUUAAGUAUCAGUCAAUGAAAUAAGUGUGUUCAAUUUUCAUCUAUGAUAUCACUUAUCUCUGCUGUUUAAUUGUACAUUUUGUAACUAACUUUAUUUAUGUUACCUUUCUCAGACUUUUGGUUCUUUUGACCGCUCUGCACUGGCGCAGAUAAAUCAUGUGAGUUAUUUUUGAAACUUAAGAUACUGUACAUCUUUUUUUUUUUAUUAUUUAAUAUAUAAUUAUUAUGUCAUUAGAGUCUUGGAAUGAGAAUAAUAAAUUAUUUUCUUCUCUAACAAUUAUGAUCAAAUUAGCCCAGCUCUUUAAAAAUAAACUAAUACAGUUGCCUUUUUUGUUUUUGAUUUCAGAUUUUAUCUGAUAAAGGUCGUCUCAUAAAACGCACUCAACUGAAAAGGACCUCAUAUAGAGUCUUAGGAAAGUCUGAAAAAGAGGAAAUCCAAGAUAUGGACUCAAACAAGGUUUGUUAGUCAUAAAAACUGCAGUCUGUUUUUAUCAGUACCUGAGCAUGAAUCCAUCAAUCAUAGAAAGUUUAAUAUGGAAAACAAAAAUGCUGAUGUAUUUUUUUUUUUUUUAUGUGUGAUACUGAUUGCAGGAACAGUCAGACUUGCAUUUAAAAGACUACGACGAGGAGAUAUUUGAUGAUGAUGAUUUUUACCAUCAGGUAACUAAAACUUCCCUUGUAUAGAGUGUAUCUAGAAGUUUUUUGCAAGAAUCCUUCUGUCACAAUCUCUCACAAUUUUCAUAGCCAUCUCUGUCCCUUCGGCUUUCAAUGCAGAGAAACUGAUUAUCCACAGUAACUCAACCCAUGACAGAAACCCUUCUCCUUACAAACUUGAAUAGUUAUGUCUUUUUUUUCUUGACUUCUUUUUCUUAUUAUUUCUUGUAAUUUUUACUAUUUGUUUGCUGGGCUGUUUUGUAGUAACACCUUUUAUUCCUUUUUUAAUUAACAGCUUUUAAGGGAAUUUAUAGAACAGCGAACCAGUGGAAACACUAAUAAUCCUAUUGAGAUGGGAAGGUAAAUAUACCUUACAGUGAAUUAUUAUCUGCCACAUUUUUUCCCAAGUUGCCACCUUAAGUGAUAUUGAUCUCCAUUUCCACACACGCCCCAUACCAGUUAUUUAUUUAUUUGUUUUGUUGUUUUUUUUAAUUUGCCUCCCCCCCCCACAAAAAGGACGAAACCACGGUGUAAUUUCUUGCUGGAAACCACAUGCGAUCUUCUUUUCCUUUGGAACAGAAUUAAAUUUUUCAAGCGUGAGUCAAAACCUUUGACAAGGAGUUUAAAGAUGGUCACCUGCUGUUGCUCAUUCACGAUAUUGUAGUCUCCUUCUUUUAGGCUAAAUUUCCAGUCGCAUUGGCCACUAGCCAAACGUAUUUUAUUAUUUUGUAUAUUCGACCUGUUCUCGGGUCUGACACAGUGAUUGCAGACUUCGCUUCCAACAAAAAUUUUCUUUGUGUGAAUAAUGAUGUUCUUUGUCUUCAGGCAAUGGCUAGCACUUCAAAAACUACGAAGAAAAGUGAAAAAGAAAGUUGAUACGAAGGCCAGUAAAGGCAGAAAAAUUCGGUGAGUCUUAACUCUAGAGCCGCGAAAAAUAAUAUGCAUCUAGUUUCUCGUCAUAGAAUCACCCCUGAAUCAACCAGUAAAGUUAUGAGAAUUAGGAAAAUGAUCGCCAACUAAAGAUGCUCUCGAUUGCUAAACACAUUUUCCUGGUCAGUUUCAUUAGAAAUAUUUACUUUUUUUUUUUUUUAAUGUUAACCUACUUCUGAAGCAGUCUAUAAGCGGAAAAAAUUAAGGGAAAGAGUCACUGAUGCAGAUCAUUUUUCAGUUCAGUUUCUCGUCUAUAUUACGUUCUGUGAUUGGUUGUUCAAACUCGGCCAACGUGUCAACCUGUCCGAUGCAAACUAAUCGCGCACCUGCGUUUUCCCGUGCUUCGAGGACCUGGCUCGUUUUUACUUCAAAUUCUCAUUGGUUCCUCUAGAUAUUUCUCUUUAUUCUGAUUGGCCCUUAGCCCCUCGUUUAGCCUUUUGACAUUGAGUCGAAAAGCGUGCUAACUGCGUGUUGUUCCCUACACUUUUCGACUGGAUAUGUGAUCUAAUAAUGGACUUAACACUUUACACCCUAACAUCAGUAUGCAUAUUCUCCAUACUGUUCUCUAGACAUUUUCUGUGAUGCCGACAUAGAGAAUUUGUCAAACAAUCAAGAGCUUCUUUAGUCGGUGAUCAGCUCCUUUAUUCUCCUGACCUUCAUGUUUGAUUCAGGGGUGAUAUGGUAAGGAGAAAUUAGAUGCCAGUCACUCUUAGGGGUUAAAGGGUUAACCAUAUUCUUCCCUGUUACACUCAGAUAUGAUGUUCACGGAAAACUUGUGAGCUUCAUGGCUCCCAUUGAGAAAGGAACUAUGGCGGACUCUUCAAGGUUUGUAAAUGGAUAAAAUAUUUAUUUGUUUUACUUGUUUAUUUGCGGGAUUGUUUGUAUCUCUUUUCUCGUGCUAUUUUUCUGGCUACAGUUUCCUUCUCCUACUCAUUUAUGAACCUCUCCGUUUAUUUUACAAGCUAUCGUGCUUCUUUUCCUUUCCCUCUACAGGAAUGAAUUAUUUUGUUCCCUGUUUGAUGCAAAACAACAGGAAGAGCCCGCUGAUAUCAACAUUUUCAGAUGAAGUUUCUGUGCCAUUUCGAUUAGUUACGUUAGUGAAACGAUCGAGAUAUUCGCGAGACGUUCUUAAUGAAAAGAAUGAAUUAAAUUUUUACAAGACACGUACCAUAUAUGAUCUCAUGUGAAUUUCUUUCCAAUUAUCACAAUGUAUAAAUGCCGGAAUAACAUUCUACUUAACAAAUAGAUUCCAAGCUGCCGUGCGUCUGUUCAGUAAUAGAUCACAGAGGACGUCAAAAUGUGGUAAGAACAUCAGUGACACACUUAGCUGCGCCUCGUGUGCCACUUUUUUGUUCUCACCACAUUUUGACGUCCUCUGUGAUUUAUUACUGAACAGACGCACGGCAACUUGGAAUCUAUUUGUUUUAUAUAAUAAAGAAUUAAAAUAUACGGAAAAAAAGUUUUAAUGAUGCUGUCAUCUAUAGGUCUGUCCUCCAAGUGAGAACCAAUCUGAAUGCGUGCAUAACUGAGCUUAUUAAAUAAUAAACCGUAUUUCAAGAAUUUUUAAAAGACUGCCUGUUGAUCAUGAAUCAGUUCAGCCUUCCAAAAUUGAACAGGUUUUUAUUUAAAAAAAACUAGGUAUCACAAUUGUCAAAUAAAGGAGUGAGUGCUUCCGCUCUGUCGUAAGCACAUGCGUCAGUUCCAUCAUCCCUCUAGUAAAGAAUUACCAUUCACUCAUUUAAGGAAAUGUAAAAAACAUUUUGUGCGUCAUGAUAUGCAAAAUUGUCUGCGAAAGGUAACCCAGAAUUAUGGCUGGUUUCAUUAAGUAAACGUUAAUGCUUGUUAAUUAAGUCUCUCAAUAAUCUGUGUAAGGCAUUAUUUGCGGGGAAAAAAAACAUUAAGGACAAGGUCAGGCUGAUUACUCACUAAAGCACACGAUAUACCAGAAACAAGACCCGAAAAUUAUGCUCUCUUAUAAGUGGUUGCUUAUUGAGUAUGAUAAUGCAAAUGAACACAUGGCUGUUUGAAAUAAAUUGGAAAAUUUUCCAGCUUGGGGCAUGACUAUUGACAAAAGUAAUGGUAAACAAUGCUGACAACUUACUUGAAGUAGCUUAUUAAAUUUUACAGGUCUGUCCACUUGUGUUGCGAUAAAGCACGCAAAUGUUUGUUCCUAUGCCGUUUUUGAUGACCGAAGAGCUACAUUUCUUUGUAUAAUUAGAAAUAGCGAUUAUUUUGGCAAAUUGCAAAGGGGAACAAUAUCUGCCUUCAGCCCUUUUUUACGCGUAGUUAAAAUAUAUUUGCGCUAAUCGCGGUGUAGCGAGAUUUUUCGCUGUUUUAUUCGGGCUUGGUACAAGCUAAAAUAGAUUUUAAAAAGGUAAAUUCAGAAUUCCUUUUUCCCGUACGUAAUUUUAGUAAACACAAACCGUUAUACUUAAUUCUACAAAUAUUACAACGUUUCCCAUUAAAAUCCUAAAAAAAAAAAAUGGUUAAUUAGACACUACAAUAUAUUAUUUCGAAGACAGUUCUAAUAUUCGAGUCGAAAUGGCGGCUUGUAAUAGGUGAAUCUGGACGUCUCGGCAACUUACGCCGGAAUUAUAUAUUCGAGGACUUAAUUAAGCCUUCACAAAGUCAUUAUUGUUUCAGUAGUCUCCUCGUAACAUUCUAGAUCAUAUUAAUUAAAGUCGUAAUGAGUAAAAAGCUAAGUGAAAGCAAAUAUCUGUUUAUUUCCAAUAUUGUUAUUUUCCAUUCCAAAAAAUGUAACGAGUGUAAAUGGCGUGGCACGUAAUAUUUUCAAAGGCAUUUGAAAAAUUUAGUGGUGGUAAGCGGCUUACUUGGUUAGGUCACAGAAUCAGUCGCCUAAACGUGAAAAAUUAGAAUCGUUCGUAUCAAUCCAUAAAAAAACUGACACAAAAUAGAUAUCUGUCGGCGCUAAGAUACUAAGUGAUAUCACAAACACUGAGAGAUAGAGAGCGGAAGAAACGAUAUCAUCACUGCGGAUAAAAGGUCGAAAACAUGACUUUAAUUAUCUCAGUUUUCUAGAUUGCUUAAGACUUCAGUUUUCUCGGUCAGGUUUGGAUAUUACCAUAUUGCCUUCAAAAACAUAACGUGUCAAUAUCUCCAGGGUAUGUUUAUUUAAUUUUAUGGACAAUGCUCCUGUGGGCGGCUGUAGACAAGCUAUAUAAACAUACAACUUAUGACUGCUAAGUGCAAGAGUCGUCAAAGUGCUGUGAACCAUAAAAACGUGACGAGUGAUGAAUUAUGCGUUAUUGCAGAAGAGCUAAAAACCCACCAUAUUAUAAAGCACAGUGUUCUUUUUUACGAUUUGUAAGAACUGACUCGCUGAAAAGACUUCCUUUGAUUAUGCAGAAAAAAAUAGUGUCGCUUUGAUCUGAAUUGAAGGUGCAUUGUUAUGUUUAUGAGCAGUAUCUUUUUCUGAGAACGUGACAAGGAGAAUAACAGGUGAGCCACGAAAUCGCAUUAUAAUCUGCUCGCUGCGAUCGGUCACAGGAACAGGUAUAGACCAUGAUGUACACCGUUACCGAACCUCGGCAUAAUUUAUCGCUUGGUUAAUUUUCCGUUUGGAUGUUGUGUUGACGACGCAAUUGGUGUGAUAACCACCAUAAAAGAAUCCGAGAUAUUAGUAUCUAGAAGCUAUCGAAGGAAGCGCUGCUCUGGGAAAAUAAACAUCGCUCAGAGAUUAGAUAUGUUUUAUGCCUAAACACAAUGAGCAGUGUGGAAAAUCUUGUGAUGGAAUCGAUGCAAAUACGGUACACACGUUCUACGCGAACUUGGAGGAUUGUUGCAGUGGUGGCGUGUAUUAUUGCGAUUGUCAUGACGGCUUUGUUCCUUUGGCAGGUUUUAAAAAAUGAUGAAGAAUGUGCAAAGUGUGGAAAUGGUUAUGACAGAGCUCCCCCGAAGAAGAGCGAACUGGAUACGUAUGGCUCACCUUGCCCUAAAACACCAGGAAAGCUAAUGGCCUUAUCUGAGAAACUACCGGAACAGCUCUUUACGGGGUUGAAGAAGAUCGCUGAUUAUAUCAGCUCUCGUGUUAACAAGACAGUAAACCUUCCUGCAAUAUCGGCUAAUGUCUUCUAUCAAGAUCGUACUCUGUUGAGUCUUCAUAAAGGAACUAAGGUCACAACACGCGAAGACAUACCCGACGAUAAAACCAUUUACCGAAUUGGUAGCGUCACGAAAGUAUUCGUAGUGCUUAUGGUGUACAAGUUUUACGAGGAAGGCCUGAUAGAUUCCCUCGACGAUCCGUUGAGCAAAUACGCUCCAGGAUUUUACAUUCAAAACCCUUUUACUGGAGAAAACGUGACGAUAAAACAGAUAGCAAGUCAAAUGUCGGGGCUACCUCGAGAGGCGCCAUGUUUCUAUAUUUGCCGUAAUGAUACUUCGGAAGAGCAGUUACAACUUCUUAAGAACCGCAGUCUCAUACUGCCUCCAGGAUCCAUGCCGUCUUACAGUAACCUUGGAUACGCCUUGCUCGGGAGAUUGCUGUCUGAAAAUCUCCUACAGAAUCAAACGUUUGAGACUUGGGUGAAAGAAAACAUUCUGAAACCUUUAAAUAUGACACGCACAGGAUUUGAAAUCACAGCGGACGUGCAGCAAAACAUGGCAUUUCCGUAUUCGCCAAACGGAGAAAUAAUGUCGUUCAUGAAUAUUUAUUGGGUUGCACCUGCUGGCCAAAUGUAUUCAACGCUCGAGGACAUGACGAAGCUCGGAAUGACACUUGCACAACCGUCAAAACAAACCCUAUUCCGGCCGGCGUCGCUCUGGGAUAUGAUGUCAGCUGCGGAUAUCGCCCCGGAUGGGACCACCAUUUGGGGGGCUCCAUGGGAGAUGGAACUCCAGGAACAUUUUAUAGUUCGGCAAAAGGGUGGAGUCAUUGACUCUUACGAAGCAUACCUCUCGGUCGUUCCUGAGUUACAGCUGGGGGUAAAUCUGUUCAUAAGCACAUUUCAUUUCUUCAAAGGAGGGCCAUCUAUAUCUAAUAGAAUAAUUCACGACAUCUAUAAAAUUCUUCUUCCAGUCAUGAACCAAACUCUGGUUGAUCUGGAGGGUUCGUCCGAAUUUCCAGUGGAUCCGAAGCCGUACAUCGGAAACUAUUCCGUAAACAUUUCAGAUGUGCUUUCACAUGAGGUGACCACAUACUCGGUGGAGAUUACAGUUCAAGAUGACAUCCUUCAAGUACGCUUUAUCAAUCCUCCAUAUCAGAACUUCCACAUUGUAUACAUUGGAGAUAAAUUGGUUUUCCAAGCAGAAUUUAAAUGGCCUUCUUCUUCGUGUUUUUCUGAAAGGAUGGGUAGUUAUGACGACUUACACUUUUUAUCUUUCGCGGAGAAUGGCGUUUCGCCCGGUUUCAAAGUUCCUGGGAAAGCGAUGAUAGCAAUUCGCGUUUCAUAA
This is a messenger RNA of Pocillopora meandrina, 11419 nucleotides long. Lineage: Eukaryota; Metazoa; Cnidaria; Anthozoa; Scleractinia; Pocilloporidae. The record is from the annotation of a GenBank genome assembly.